Messenger RNA from Mycotypha africana, 1472 nucleotides. Its product is annotated as mitochondrial carrier domain-containing protein. Gene Ontology annotation, molecular function: O-acyl-L-carnitine transmembrane transporter activity. Bases 53 to 988 code for a protein of 311 amino acids. Lineage: Eukaryota; Fungi; Mucoromycota; Mucoromycetes; Mucorales; Mycotyphaceae. Gene Ontology annotation, cellular component: mitochondrial envelope. The transcript has 4 exons. Gene Ontology annotation, biological process: carnitine transmembrane transport; mitochondrial transport. The record is from RefSeq and is a predicted model, not a curated record.
GUGGGACCAAACAGAGUGCUUUUCUUUCUCUUUCUUUAUCUCAAAUCAAACAAUGUCUGUUAUUGAACAAAAAGUCGAACAAAAAGUUGACCUUGUCGUUUCCAAACCCAAGAAUGAUACCGUUUCAUCCAUAAAAUCCUUUCUUUCUGGUGGUUUUGGUGGUAUGGCGGCUGUCUUGGUUGGCCAGCCUUUCGAUCUUGUUAAAGUCCGUCUUCAAACCAGUGAAGGAGUAUACAAGAGUACAGCUGAUUGUUUCAAACAAAUCAUAAAAAAUGAUGGUAUUCUUGGUUUGUAUCGUGGUAUGGCUGCUCCUUUGGCCAGUAUCACACCUAUCUUUGCUGUCAGUUUCUUUUCUUAUGAUCUUGGCAAAAAGAUGUGCUAUGCCGCUAGAACAGAUACAGAUCCCUCAAAACCCCUUUCUUUAGCCGAAAUCACGUUGGCUGGUGCAUUUUCAGCUGUACCCACUACUUUGUUCAUGGCACCCUCAGAACGUGUCAAAGUGUUGAUGCAAAUUCAAGGACAAGGAGGAGAGCCUAAAUAUAAGGGUCCUUUGGACGUAGUACGUCAGUUAUAUAAAGAGGGUGGUGUUCGCUCUAUCUUCAGAGGCACAGGUGCUACUUUGUUGCGUGAUUCUCCCGGUUCUGCCGCUUAUUUCAUUGCUUAUGAAUUGAUCAAGAAGAAGCUUACACCUGCUGGUGCUCGUCCUGAAGACUUGAGUUUCGGCGCUGUGUUAUUCGCUGGUGGUAUGGCUGGUGUUGCUAUGUGGACAAUCGCCAUCCCUCCUGAUGUUUUAAAGUCAAGAUUACAAUCUGCUCCGGCUGGUACUUAUACCGGUUUGGUGGAUUGUCUCAAAAAGACUGUUAAGGCAGAUGGUCCUUCCGCACUUUUCAAAGGUCUCGGCCCUGCUAUGUUAAGAGCCUUCCCUGCCAAUGCUGCUACAUUCUUGGGUGUCGAAUAUUCUAUGAAGGCUAUGAACAUGCUCUUCUAAAUAUUACCUAUACCCUACUACCUUAUUUUUCUAAAUUUCUUUAUUCUCGUAUUUAUUUCAUCUUGUUAUGUUGUUGUAUAGUAACUUGUUAUAGAAUUUGAAGCUGCAAUUGAGUCUGGGAUUGCUUUUGGAAAUUUUUAAUAAUAAUUGUUAACAUAAUACCAUUUAGUCUAUAUUGUACUGCAUUUUUAUAUCGAAUAAAAAUCCAGGACCCCGCAUUUCCUACCGAUAUGCUGCUCCAAUGAUGAUGCACGUUAAUUUUGACACCGAUCACAAGCGUUGUACAAAUUUCCCAUCAAGUCUUAAAAUUGCGGGUUGGUCAUCAAAAAUUAUGUGGCAUUUGGGCAAAAUGAUAACUUAAUUUUACCCAGUCAGUUUGGUUUUUUUUUUUUGGAUUUCCAUUGCCCUCCACCACUGACUGAGUGGCUAUUGUGGGGUUUUGAUUUUUUGCUCAGACUACAAAUUUGCAGUUCUCAAUCCUUUU